UACCAGAAAAAAAAACCCCAAAAAAACCAGACUUUCUUUCCAAUGAUGCCUCUGCUAACUCCGGCCGCAAACGGCGGCGGCGCGGUGCUCUCCUCCUCCCACCACUGCUCCCUCAAAUCCGUCCACCCCGUCGCCCCCCUCUUCUCCAAACGCCGCCCCACUUUCUCCGCCUCCCGCGCCCUCAAACCCCUCACGCUCGCCAACGCCGCCGACUCCUCCUCCGGCGCCUCCGCCAAGCCCUCCGCCGCCUCCACCUCCUCCUCCUCCGCCCCUUUCGACGACCAGGGCUCCGCCCCGACUCCCAUCUCGCUCGUGGGCCAGGAAAAUGUCCCCCUCGAAGGCGUGAUUCAGUUCGAGAAGCCGGAUUCCUCUUCUCGUCUCGCCAAAUGGGGUCUUGUGGCUGCGUUAGCUGGCGGCGAUGUUGCAAUGUUGUUGUUGUUUGCGGCAAUUGGGAGGUCUAGCCAUGGAUUGCCUGUUUUCGAUUUUGAAACCUUCAAAACAGCCGACCCUUUCAUUGCAGGGUGGUUUUUGAGUGCAUACUUUCUUGGGGGAUUCAGCAAGGAAGGCAGAGGGAAGAAUGGUUUACAGAGUGCUGUUGUUGCAGCUGCGAAAUCCUGGUCUUUGGGGAUUCCGUUGGGAAUAAUCAUAAGAGCACUCUCCAUUGGCCAUCCGCCACCAACGAACUUCAUGCUGGUUACCAUGGGAAGCACAGCCGUUUUACUUAUUGGAUGGCGAGCAUUAUUCUUUACCAUUUUCCCCUCCGACAAGGGCAAGAAGAACGACGUAUACAAGCGUGGCAGCCCUUUCGAACUGUUUGAGUUGCUUACAUCGUUGGUGAGAAGAUGGUGAUGAGCAGAGCAAUUCUUUAGAGAGUCUAACUGUGAUCAUAUUUCCUCCUUGGAGGUAACUUGUUGUGAUUCCCUCCUUUUACAUUUAAAAGAGAGGGAAAGUGUAAAUGAAGAGAAGUUUUGAUAUCUGUAUUGAUACACAUUUUUUAUAUCUAGUUUAUACUACUACUUUUCAUACA
Messenger RNA from Salvia hispanica, 1027 nucleotides. RefSeq lists its product as uncharacterized. NCBI's taxonomy places the organism in Eukaryota, Viridiplantae, Streptophyta, Magnoliopsida, Lamiales, Lamiaceae. The record is from RefSeq and is a predicted model, not a curated record.